Messenger RNA from Acaulospora morrowiae, 780 nucleotides. Lineage: Eukaryota; Fungi; Glomeromycota; Glomeromycetes; Diversisporales; Acaulosporaceae. The record is from the annotation of a GenBank genome assembly.
AUGGCAUCCAACAAAAUUAAGAUUGGACAUUAUAAUGUGCUUCAAACCCUUGGAGUUGGAUCUUUUGGAAAAGUCAAGAUGGCCAUACAUUCGGUGACUGGUCAUAAGGUGGCAAUGAAAUUUAUUAAUAGGAAGAAAAUAGCCAACUUGGAUAUGAUCGGAAGAGUGAAACGGGAAAUUCAAUACUUGAAACUUCUCCGUCAUCCACAUAUCAUCAAACUGUACGAAGUUAUCACCACGCCAACCGAUAUUAUCAUGGUGAUGGAAUAUGCCGGUGGUGAAUUAUUUAAUCUCAUUGUGGAAAGGGGUAGAAUGUGCGAGGAUGACGCCCGACGAUUCUUUCAACAAAUCAUCUGUGCUGUAGAAUAUUGCCAUCGCCACAAGAUUGCCCACAGGGAUCUGAAGCCAGAGAAUCUUCUCUUAGAUCCCUAUCAUAACGUUAAAAUCGCCGACUUUGGUUUAUCAAACAUCAUGACAGAUGGUGAAUUCUUGAAGACUAGCUGCGGAAGCCCAAAUUAUGCCGCACCCGAAGUUAUAUCUGGAAGGUUAUAUGCGGGGCCCGAAGUGGAUGUAUGGAGCUGCGGUGUCAUCUUGUAUGUGAUGCUCUGUGGACACCUGCCAUUUGAUGAUGAAUACAUACCGGCCUUAUUUAAAAAAAUCAACGGGGGGAUUUACACGAUUCCACCGUUUCUCUCGCCCGAAGCCAAAUCUUUAUUGAAUUCCAUGAUGGUUGUUGAUCCUAUGAAAAGAAUCACAAUUUCAGAAAUAAGGCAAGAAUGA